Linum tenue is the source of this 3279-nucleotide messenger RNA. Lineage: Eukaryota; Viridiplantae; Streptophyta; Magnoliopsida; Malpighiales; Linaceae. The record is from the annotation of a GenBank genome assembly.
AUGCCUACUCAGUGUCUCAAUUCCUUCCACCAUUCCCUAAUUAUUCAGGACUUGCUAAGCAUGAGGAUGAUUGGUUUAGCAAGAGAAACUAGAGGAUUAUAUCAGCUUUCCUUCUCCACACCAAACAGCCAAUACACAAUUCCACACCAAGCUGCCUCUUCCUACAACUUCCAAUCACAGCCUGUUGACCUUUGGCAUUGGAGAUUAGGCCAUCCUAGUAGAGAUAGGCUUUCUUUGUUGCAGAAAAAUGAUUCCACUGUAACCAGUUCUAAGUUUACACACUGUGAUGUUUGCCAUUUCUCUAAACACAAACGUUUACCCUUUCCUAUUAGCACCAGUAUUGCACAUGAUUUGUUUCAAAUGAUACAUGUUGACAUUUGGGGGCCUUUAUCUGUUCUCUCUUAUGAUGGAUAUUCAUAUUUCCUUACAAUUGUGGAUGACCAUUCCAGAUCAGUAUGGGUUUACCUGAUGCAGCAUAAAAGUGAUACAAGAGAUUUGUUAAAAGGUUUCUGUGCACUUGUUAAAAAUCAAUUUAACAAAUCUGUCAAAGUGGUGAGAAGUGAUCAGGGUCAAGAGUUCAAUAUGUGUGAUUUCUUUAUGGAGAAUGGCAUAGAACAUCAAAUGUCCUGUGUGCAAACGCCAGAACAAAAUGCUAGGGUGGAGAGGAAGCACCAACACAUUCUUAAUGUGGCCAGAUCAUUAAGAUUUCAAUCUGGGCUUCCUCUCACACACUGGACAGACUGUAUUCUGCAUGCAGUUUACUUGAUUAAUCGUUUACCAACACCAGUUUUGGAGAACAAAUCACCAUAUGAAGUUCUGUACCACAAACCUCCUUUCCUUGGCCACCUCAGGGUAUUUGGCAGCCUUUGUUAUGCUAGUUCUUUGCCCCAUGGCAGAAGUAAGUUUGAUGCUAGAGCCAGACAAUGUGUGUUUCUCGGAUAUCCUGCAGGUAUUAAAGGCUUUAAAUUGUUGGAUUUGGAGGAUGGCAGGGUGUUUGUGUCUCGUGAUGUUGUGUUCUAUGAAAGUAUCUUACCUUUCAGAGGUCAAGAUAAGGAAGAGGAAGUACCACAAAGUUCAGUUCCGAUUCCACCUGUUCCUGUUUCAGCUCCCCCAGUGAGCAUUCCUACUCAUUUAUCUCAUCUGCCUGCUGCAAGUGCUCCUCUUCAAACAGCAUCAGAUGAUGGGGGGGAUAAUCACAUGGAGACUAUUCAGAGUCCUGAGUUUGAACCUGAGUUAGAACCACAGGCUGAGUAUGAAGAACCUCCUGGCAGACCACUUAGACAUCAUAUACUUCCUGCUCGUUAUCAAGACUGUGAGUUAGACUCACAAUUGAAGUUUGGAGCUUUUGGAGGAACUGUAAGUCAACACCCUAUCUGUUUAAAUGUUGAUCACCUUAACAAGCUAGAUAAGAUCUAUGCUUUAAGUAUUCUGUCUCAGAUUGAACCUACUUCAUACCAUGAAGCAGUUAAGUCAAUUGAGUGGAAUAGAGCUGUUAAGGAAGAACUUGCUGCCUUAUAUGCAAAUCAGACAUGGGAGAUUGUUCCAAGACCUCUAAAGAAGAAACUAAUUAAGAACAAGUGGGUGUUUAAGUUGAAACUCAAGCCUGAUGGAUCCAUUGAGAGGCACAAAGCCAGGUUAGUAGCAAAAGGCUACACACAGGUGUAUGGUAUAGACUUUUUGGAUACUUAUUCACCAGUGGCCAAAAUUAACUCAGUUAAAACAUUAUUGGCCAUUGCUGCAAUCAAGAACUGGAAAUUGGAGCAAUUGGAUGUGUCAAAUGCUUUCUUACAUGGUGAGCUUGAAGAAGAUGUGUACAUGGAAAUUCCAUUAGGAGUAGAACUGCCAGAGUCAACUUCACAGGAAAUGUGCUGCAAGUUAAAGAAGUCCCUAUAUGGUUUGAAACAAGCCUCUAGACAAUGGUUUGCAAGGUUGACGGGUUUCCUUCUGAAGAUUGGUUUUUCUCAGUCAGCCUCAGAUUAUUCUUUGUUCACAAGGUGGAUUAAUGGAAGGAUCGUUGUCCUACUAGUCUAUGUGGACGACAUUAUAAUUGGAGGUGAUGCUCAGACUGAUAUAGAGCAGGUGAAGAAAGCUCUAAGUCAAGAGUUUAAAGUAAAGCUAUUGGGACCUUUGAAGUACUUUUUAGGUCUUGAAGUAACUAACACAGCAGAUGGAAUCUCUGUAUGUCAGAGAAAAUAUUGCAUGGAUCUAUUGUGUGAUACAGGUUAUGUUGAUGCUAAAGGGACUAAAUCUCCAUGUGAUCCAAAGAUCAAGAUGACAGCCAAGCAAGGAACUAAACUGGAAAAUCCAGAAAUGUACAGAAGGCUAAUUGGAAGACUACAUUACAUCACCAUUACAAGACCUGAUCUCACAUUUGCAGUACAACAGCUGUGCCAAUUUCAGAAGGAACCAUACAGUGACCAUUUGCAAGCAGCGUACAAGAUAUUGAGGUAUCUCAAAUCAUCACCAGGGCAAGGAAUACACUUCAGCAGCAAUACAGAAAUGAAGCUUGUGGGAUUUUGUGACUCUGAUUGGGCUGCUUGUCCUGAUACAAGGAGGUCUACCACAGGGUACUGUACAUUCAUUGGAAGUUCACUCCUCACCUGGAAGACAAAGAAGCAAAACACAGUCUCAAGAUCAUCAUCUGAAGCUGAGUACAGGGCACUUGCAUUGCUUGUCUGUGAAGUGGAAUGGUUAAGAAGAUUGCUAGCUGAGAUGAGUGUGGAGAUACCACUUCCAGUUGCAAUUUAUUGUGAUAACAAAUCGGCAAUACACAUUGCUGAAAAUUCUGUGUUCCACGAGAGAACCAAGCAUAUAGAAAUCGAUAUGCAUGUGACUCGUGAGAGGAUCAAUGAUGGAUUGGUUAAACUGAAUCAUGUCAGCACAAUUAAUCAAUUAGCUGAUCUGUUUACUAAAGGUUUACACAGGGUUCGUUUGCAGGAGCUUCUAUGCAAGUUGGGGAUCAAGGCUGAGUCCACAACUUGAAGGGGGGUAUCAAUGGAGUAGCAGCAGCAACAAUCGAGAUGGAGUUCAGGUUCGAAGAAGAAGAAGAAGAAUGGUGCUGCUAAGAAACGAUGUCGGUUUUGUUUAUGAUAGGAGUUGGUUUUAAUGAAACGGCGUAGCUCUGUUGUGUAGAGUUAGCCGUUAAACUACAGUACUUAUUUUGUAAUGAGCCAAUGGUACUCUGCCAUUUUGGCCAACGAGAUUACAGACUGCUAAGUACUUUCAGCAGCUGUAUAAAUAUGAAAUGGAGAAAACCCAGAUAGUUAAGGGUUUUGCCUA